This is a messenger RNA of Gigantopelta aegis, 576 nucleotides long. RefSeq names its product galactoside alpha-(1,2)-fucosyltransferase 2-like. The record is from RefSeq and is a predicted model, not a curated record. Lineage: Eukaryota; Metazoa; Mollusca; Gastropoda; Neomphalida; Peltospiridae. The coding region runs from base 1 to 576 and encodes 191 amino acids. Gene Ontology annotation, biological process: carbohydrate metabolic process. Gene Ontology annotation, molecular function: galactoside 2-alpha-L-fucosyltransferase activity. Gene Ontology annotation, cellular component: membrane. The transcript is spliced from 2 exons.
AUGGCCGUAAUUAAAAACCGGAUGCUGAAUUAUAUCUUUGAGCUGGAUGCCACGAAGGUGGAUGAAUGCGCAUGCGCUAAAAUCACGCGUCUAGACCCGAAGUGGUGUUGUGCGUACGACGAUACACUCCUCCGCUUCAAACCCGAGACAAACUAUCAGUUGGGAAACUACCUCCAGUCGUGGAAAUAUUUCCACAACCACACGGCUGACAUUAGAAGACAGUUCACAUUUAAUAACUCGACCGCCGCCAAGGCGCUCGCGUUUUUGAACGGCGUAAUGGAUAAGUACAAAGAACGGACGUCAGAUUGGUCAAACUCGGCAGACAUCGAAAAUAUUACGUUUGUCGGCGUUCACGUUCGAAGAGUUGGAAAUUCGCCCGAAGUGGACAUGUGUAUUCUGUCGUCAUGUAACCAUAGCAUCAUGACGGUGGGCACGUUUGGCUGGUGGGCCAGUUUUCUCGCUGGUGGGGAGACCGUCCACUACAAACAUUUGGCACGAAAGGGCUCGAUUCUGAGGAAGCAAUAUUCAUCCGACUACAAGGACUAUUUCUACCCAGGCUGGAUUGGAAUGGAUUGA